This is a messenger RNA of Exaiptasia diaphana, 1290 nucleotides long. RefSeq lists its product as uncharacterized. The record is from RefSeq and is a predicted model, not a curated record. Bases 1 to 1290 code for a protein of 429 amino acids. Gene Ontology annotation, molecular function: nucleic acid binding. NCBI's taxonomy places the organism in Eukaryota, Metazoa, Cnidaria, Anthozoa, Actiniaria, Aiptasiidae. The transcript has a single exon. Gene Ontology annotation, biological process: DNA integration.
AUGUCAAUUAUUACCAGUGAAAUGAUAAAGAAGGAAACUGCGGUAAAUCCUGUUUACUCAAGAGUUUGUCAGUAUACCAUUUCAGGAUGGCCUUAUGUUACUGAUCCUUCAUACUUUCCGUUCAAAUCCAAGCAACACGAGUUGACAGUAGAGCAAGGAUGCCUACUUUGGGGAACACGUGUAGUUAUACCUCCAUACUUACAACUGCAAGCUGUACUUAAUGAGUUGCAAGAAACUCAUCCUGGAAUUACGAAAAUGAAGGCACUAGCAAGGUCAUAUUUAUGGUGGCUUAACAUUGAUAAAGACAUAGAGCGAACUGUACAACAAGGUCGUGUGUGCCAGUCAAUGCGAUCAAAUCCGCCUGAAGCACCUGCACACCCUUGGUCGUAUCCUACACAUCCAUGGUCAAGAAUUCAUAUUGAUUUUGCUGGACCAGUAGCUGGUUGCAUGUAUCUUGUUGUUGUGCACGCUUACAGCAAGUAUCCAGAAAUUGUGAAGAUGACAAGUAUUACAUCUCAAGCUACCGUUGCUGUUCUUCGUGAAAUCUUUAGCAGACAACGAUUUCCAGAGAUGAUCGUUUCAGACAAUGGUAGUCAAUUUACAUCAGAAGAAUUCAAAAAGUUAUGUGCAAGAAAUGGAGUAAGACAUGGAACUUCUGCUCCUUACAAGCCUGCUACAAACGGGCAGGCAGAACGAGUAGUUCGAGUUCUUAAAACAGACAUUCAACUAGCAAAUGUAACAAAGGGAGAUACUGACAUUGUGAUUGCACGAUAUAUGCUUGUGUAUCGUAAUACUCCUCAUACAACAACGGGAGAAUCACCAGGCAUGCUCUUCAUGAAGAGAAGGUUACGUACUCACUUAGAUUUACUUAGUCCUUCAUUAAGGAAACACGUUGAACAUAAAAAAUCCUACACUGUGGACAGAACAUCUCAGAAAUCCUUGAGAAAAUUCCACGUAGGCGACUCUGUUAUGACUCGAAAUUAUGCCAGAGGAGACAAGUGGAUGCAUGGAAUAGUAAUUGAAGUUGUCGGAUCAAGACAUUAUAUUGUUGAUUUACAGGGCGGAAAUGGAAGAGACAUAUGGAUCAAAUCAUCAUGUACAACCAAGGAAAAAGUGAAAAUUCUAUUGAACAGGAAUUUACAAAUGCCAGUCAGUACAAGUUCUGGUACGUCACCUACUCAUAUGGAGACAAAUUCAGCUACGGUGUCAACGACAGUCUCUCCUGAAGUACAGGAAUCAACAAGAAGUUUGCAAGCUACACCACAUACUACUAAUCAAAUAGUCCAAUAA